This is a messenger RNA of Girardinichthys multiradiatus, 6132 nucleotides long. It is a transcript of the gene zmat4a, whose product is annotated as zinc finger, matrin-type 4a. NCBI's taxonomy places the organism in Eukaryota, Metazoa, Chordata, Actinopteri, Cyprinodontiformes, Goodeidae. Gene Ontology annotation, molecular function: zinc ion binding; nucleic acid binding. Bases 107 to 889 code for a protein of 260 amino acids. The record is from RefSeq and is a predicted model, not a curated record. Gene Ontology annotation, cellular component: nucleus. The transcript is spliced from 7 exons.
CAGCGGGGCGGAGAAAAGCGGUACAUUGGAUACUCCAGCAUAGUACCGUGGUCAGCAUCAGACGCGUCUCCCGCGCAGUCUGCCGCACUUCAACAUCUUCUGGUUCAUGGAGUAUACACUUUCCAUUCAAGUGCAACAGCAGCUGGAUGUCUUGCCGACGCACUUCUACCAGGGCUACAGCGUAGAGUUACAGAUGAAGUCAACAGAGGUGGACCAGGGGCUUUUCACAGACAGCUACUGCAAAGUGUGCAGCGCUCAGCUCAUCUCCGAGUCCCAAAGAGUGGCCCAUUAUGAGAGUCGGAAACACGCCAAUAAAGUGCGGCUGUAUUACAUGCUACAUCCUGUAGAUGGAGGCUGCCCGGCCAAGAAGCUCAGAACAGACGAUGGCAGCGAUGAGUGCGAUGUGGACAAGAACAAGUGCUGCACGUUGUGUAACAUGUCCUUCACCUCAGCAGUGGUGGCACAGUCUCACUACCAGGGAAAAAUCCAUGCCAAGAGGCUCAAAUUGCUACUGGGAGAGCAGCCUGCCAUCAUAACCAAAGAGGCAUCCCCCAGUCCUGUAAAGAACUCCCAAGAAAUGUCUCCUAUGAUGUCACAACGACAGCGCCGCGACUCAGAUCGUUACUGCCAGCUAUGCAAUGCUUGGUUCAACAACCCUGGCAUGGCUCAGCAGCAUUAUGAUGGAAAGAAGCAUAGGAAGAAUGCCACCAGAGCAGAUCUGCUGGAGCAGCUGGGCCAGACCAUGGACAUGGGAGAAAUGAAAGCCCUGAAGCGAAGCUACACUUGUGAAGUGUGCAGCGUCACACUCAACUCUGUUGCACAGUACCACGCGCAUCUGCAGGGCUCCAAACACCAAAACAAUCUGAAGAAUCAGAUAUGUGUCCAGUGAGCGUGGGACGGCGAUAAAAAUACCAACUACUGGAUUGAUGUCAGACAAGCUGUGGUCAGCUUGCCCUCCUUUUUCUGCCUCUCCCCUGCUCAAUCGCCUAAUCAUUAUUUAUUUAUUUUCUCUCUCUCUCUUCUUGUUCUGUGUAUCUCGGCUGCCCAGACUAAUGCCUCUUUUCCACUGACCCGAUUUGGCCCUACUUGACUCCACUCAGCUUCAUUACUGUUUUUUCCGUACCUGUACCUACUUUUUUGCUCCCUGCUACUGAGCAGCUACUACCGGGGCUGAGUCGGACUACAUGUAACGUGGACAGACUGCUGUUGACUGGCCGUCGGACCAGGAGAAAUGAGAAAGGUUUUCAGUGAGGUAGUGCAGGGAAAAGUUAAUAAAACUCAUGAUCGACUACAACAAUAUUAAGGACCGCAAUGGCCAGAGCGGAUCAAAUCAAAAUAUAACUUUCCUAUUUACAAAUUAUAAACCAUGCCUGAAGGCUGAAAAAAAAGAAAAAGGACGCAUCAGCUUUCUGAAUUACAUGCAGGCAGAGCACUGCAUUUAAUAACAUCCUAAACCAGCUGAUCACACAAAAAAACAACUGUUCAGAUACAGAUACAUUUCCCUCAAAACACACAAAACAAUACCACUGUGAAACAGACAGUUUUGUUUUGAAAUUUAUUGACAGUCCUUAAGUGAACCUGUGUCUGCAGUAAGAGGGAGCAGGCAGAGAGCAGUUGCCUAUAAUCAGAAUGCCUCCCUCGGAUCAAAGGGAGGACGUCUCCGCUGAAUCCACGGGGCACGAAUGUCCAAUAUCCAACUUAAAACUAACUUCACCAUGGUCAAACGUCUGCAGUUGUGCAGUUUUAAAGUCCUUGUCCUCAUUAUUGCCAUGGCUGAGAUGAAAACUACUCUCAUAGAGCCCACAAUUGUAACUUCUUCAGGCAAACGUUUGAGCUUUACCAGUUCCAGACAGCAGCUUCUUUCCUCUCUGCUUCUCCUGCCACACACCCUUUACAUCAGAACCCCUGAACCUUUUUUGAUAAGUUCUGGCUGUGCUGUGGUCCAGAUAAUUAUCCCUGUGGAUCAUUUUAUAUGUGAAAAAAUAUAUAUAAGACAUUCUUGCAUGUAUAAUAAUACAAACAUUAUUCGUAUUUAGUUUAUGUUUUGAUUUUAUCAUUUCACUCAGAUUAUUUUAAUGUGACAGUGUAACACAGUAAAUUUAAUAGCAGCACAGCGCACUACACUGAUGCCUGGAGGCGGGACUUCAGCUGCCAUAGCUUCAUCCAUCAGUGGGUCUAUGGAAACACAAUUGGUACCGUACCGAGUAGAGUGAAACAGAGUGGAGGGGAGCUGCGCCGGCUAAAACGAGCCAGUGGAAAAAGGCAUAAGAGGGGGAAUGAAGGAUUGUUUUAUUUGGGACAACUUCCGCAUGACCGUUUUCACUCUCAGAAUAAAAGAAGAGCUUCAGCUUUCGUCAACAUUACCAGGCACUCUUAUCGCUGAUCUCUGACAUUCCACUGGAACUGUUUUUGUUUUCUAUACAUUCACUCUUAGUCUGAAAGCAUUAAAGUGGAUCUUAUACUCAGCAGCCUUUUUAAAAUGCAUGGACAAAACUGUACUUUUUUCAAUGGAAUGUCAAGUAUUUUAUGCUGGACUUUGAACUAAAGAAAUGAGGGUUUGUUUGCUUUUACUUGAAAGAAAUUGCACAUUUCUAAUUAUACAGUCAGUAUUAAAUAUGGGUUCAUCACUGUCUUUGUUCUCUACACAAACAUUGUAACUUUAAAUGGAUACAGUGCAUUCUUGUUGUAGACCUAAACCCAUUUGCAGCUUGAAAUAGGUUGAUAGCAAUAAUAAUACUGGUUGAAAUCUUAUUAUGUUGUGAAGUGUAACUGUCUGUUUACUAUAAUAAGCGAAAAUAUGUAUAUUUUUGCAAGAUGAUAAGUAUGAUUAUAUACCUAGAAAUCCUCACACCUGUUCUUUUAUUUUGUUCUUGUUGUCUAUUGAUGGCAUAUCUCUGUUUAACGAAGAAAUCCCAAAUGUUGGGACUAUGGGGGUGGUAUUUCUGGAUUUACAAAAAUUUUUACAAAGUUGAUCAAAUUGUGAAUAUUAACCUCAAUAGACUCUUGAUCAAAAUCUUGAUAACCCAGAAAGACAUUUUGUGUUAAUGCGUUCUAAUCAGUUUGUAAACAUAACUUUGAAAUGCAAAAGAAAAAACAGGAGCAAGAGACCAAAAUAGUGUAAGAAAUGACUGAAAGUGUAUUUAAACUCAAACUGUUAAUUAGUUGAUCAAGGUUUGUGACCAUAGCCUUAAAAAGUCAAAGUCUGAACAUGCUUCUGGCUUUCUGUGAGACAUUCACACUGUCCUAACGUAGAAAAUGUACAAAGGCUUUCUGUCUUUAGGCUAGAGUGUUGAGGCAAACAAGCAAGGCCUCUCUCAGUGUGCUAGCAGUGCUGACACUGGAUGCAGUAAGACCAACAUGGUACAUUUCUUAAAGGGCACCUAUUAUGCAAAAUUAACUUUUUGAUCGUCCUCUAAUUCUUCUACAAACAGUCCAAACGCAAAAAAAAAAAAAAAAAAAACAUUCUGCCUUUUUUUGGCUAAAAUAAAAUGUUUUAUUUUUUCUAGAAAACUUGUGGUUUCAUGAGUUGUGUAAUUGUGACAUCACAAUAACACUGGAACCUAGCAACAUUACGUGAGUCCCGCCCUUGAGUAGCAAGGAACUCAAGUGGAAGGCAGAUGUUCUGUUGUUAGCUGCAAAGACCCACAUGUGUCCAUGGGGAUUACAGAGAUGUGUGGCUUCAUUUUGUUUUUGAGGGCAAUGUUCCAGUUACAUUAGCGAAGACAGUACUAGUUUGUGUAAAUCACUGUACCACGGACUGCUUUGAGAACUCACAUCAGUACAUGUCAGGAUUUGCAGAAAGACUUAGACUGAAGAAAAAUUCAGACCCUACAGUUCGUGGCAAAUCUGCAGAUGACAGAAACAUAAGUACUUAUUGUUGUGUCUUAUAAGUUUCGGUUUCGUUUUCACUUAACAUCCCCAACCAGCCCCAACCAGGGCUGAUUGGGGGCGGUGGCCAUAUAUAGUUAAUUUGCAUAAAAGUGACAGAGCCCUAAAACAGCUCAUUCUGAAAGGAGCUCGAAAAAGGGGGAACUGGGGAAGUGAAAUCUCAUUAUCUGAAAAUGAUUUUGUGCAAAAAAUGCCAUUGACAUGUUUUGUAUAGCCCAUAGACCUAUCCCAAAUGUUUAAAAGGAAGUAUAAUAUGUCACUUUUAAAGAAUUUGAGAUGUUGGGACAAACCAAAACUCAAGUGUUACAACCCCCAAAAAUUCCCCUGCACUGAGGUACGGGAUCCUACUGGCUUUCCUGUGAAGGCACAGACCCAAACUACCUCAACUCAUACUAAAGCCUUUACUGAUGCUGUGUGCAGUCCAAUAACUAUAAGUAACAUCUGCGAUGUUACUUAAGAGAUUGGCUUUAAGAGCAAAGACAUCUUCAAAAGCCAUGUAUCCAUGGCAUAAACUUGGCAAUAUGGAUUUUGCAAAGUAACACCAAAUAUGGGAAAUUAAAAGGUGGCAGAACAUUUUAUUCUCUUAUCUGAAAAAUAAAUCAUCUGAAUGUUCUUGAUGGCUUCCUACAUCAUUGGAAUGACAAGAAGAUUCCACUGAAGAUGUUUUCGGUGCAGCAUAGUGGGGGAGGCUGCAUCAUGAUCUGGGGGUGUUUUUUUUUUUUCCAAUGGAACAAUAGAGCUUUAGUUUCUGAAGAGGAAUAAAACGCUGGCUGGUUGUGUGGCGAUGUUUAGAUAACGACAUGGAGCAAUGUCCCCGCCACCGCUCUGACAAUGCUUGAAUCAAGCAUGUCUUAAAUUUUUGAAAUAAUUAACAAGAAUAGUGACUCACUACUGGUAUUUGUAUGGUCUUAGUUCUGUUUUGAGUUUUUUGCACUAUGGUCUAAAUGCUUGUAUCAGCUGGUGAAAACUCAGUUUUAUUUCAGUUGUAGUCUUCACUAAUUACCUUCUCUGUUUGUUUUGUUUUGUGCUCCUGUUACUUUGUGCAUUUUAAAGCUCGACUUUACAAUCAAAUGGCAGGAACUGAAAACAAUUUUAUGGUUCAGAAAAUACUGAGCCAUUAAAGCCUAUCUUGCAAAGCGUUAAUUACUUGCAGAAGCAUAUGACGUCACCUGGUAAAGUAAAAGUUAGUAAUUAAUAUAGGACCUGGAUAUGAUGGAGAGUGACUUUAGCUUGAAGCUUGUUUGUGUCGCAGCAUUUUGGAUAGCAGCUAACUGUUAGCAGCUAAUGAUACUAUAACAGACAUAUGCUUGAGGACUUAGUAUUGGCGCUAAACUAAAGGGCUAUUUCACAAUUUGUAUUAAGUCAGACCUGCAUUAGAUUGUCACUGGUUGAAAUUGUAAAAUACUUACAUUGAAAAAACCUAAACUAGAUGACAAGGUUCCUUAAAGCAAGGUUUAAUAGAUAUUAACCAUUUUUUUCUGUUUGUGAAAACACAAAAGGGAACCUUUGUAAUACUUUUCUGGCAUUAGGACCACCUGAACUCAAUUAUUGCACAAGGACUACAGUUUUGUGAAACUGUUAACUCUUUAGUUGCAAAAACAAAUUGAGAUUUUUAGUUUUUCCUAAAUAUUGCUAAAUUCUCUGCUUGCUCUCAGAUGUUGUCCAGAUCCUAAACCCUCUAUUACAGUCUGGAUCAUCUAAGAUUUGGUCAACUUAAUUGUCAAAGCAUUUGACUGUACACACUUCUUAUCCCUGAUAUCGUCUCCGAUUUUGUCAACAGUAUACACUUGCUCAUUUUUAAUUAUUGUAGAAUAUUUCAUAUGAUCUUUGCUAAAUGUUCUACCCUGGGGAUUUAUUUUGCUGUGUAAAGCAACGAAUAUAAUGCUGGUCAGAGCUGUCAAUGCUACAGGUUUAGAAAAAUGUGAUUUGAAUAUAGUGUUUAUCUCAGGGAGGUCUGGUUGCUUUAGGAAAAUAAACUCUGCUGCUGAGAGUUAAACAGUCAUUUGUACUGAAUCAGUCCCCUUUAGAGCUUUAUAGAAUGUGAAUGUAGGAAGGACUCAACCAUAACUGUAAUGGUUUUCUAGAUUAGUUGAUUUUGUGGAUUAUUUUAAGGGGAAGUUAUUCUUGAUAUAUAUAUACAGGUCCUUCUCAAAAUAUUAGCAUAUUGUGAUAAAGUUCAUUAUUUUCCAUAAUGUAAUGAUGAAAAUUUAACAUUCAUAUAUUUUAGAUUCAUUGCACACUAAC